UAGCAGCCACGCUGGAAUUCAGAUGAGCCAGCAGCACCAGACCAUCCGGGCACUGGAAGAGAAGCAAGCCCAUCUGCAGGCCCAUUGUCACCACCUGGAGGAGGAGACUGGCUUUCUGCAUGCCAGGCUGGAGGCCCAAGGCCUGGCACUGGAGAAUGAGCAGACGCUGGUAACCAGCCAAUUACGCCACAAAGAGGAGCAGGUGGCGACGUUAACAAGCAAGCUGCUGAAGGCAAAGGCUGAGGCACAAGCAGCUGAGCAGAAGGCCCGGCGCUGGGAGGACACCAUCGGGCAGCUGAAGGAUGACCUGGCAGCAUCCCAGGUCUCGCAGGAGGCAGCCGAAUCCAGAGUCCAGCGCAAAGAAGAGCAGCUGCAGGGUUUGCAGAGGAAAAGGCAGUCACUGCACCAGCAGCUGAAGAUGGUGCAGAGCGAGGCGGCCCAGCUGGAGGCGCUGCUGAGCACGUCGCAGCUGGAGUCAUGUUCCCUGAAGAAGGAGCUGCGGAGGAAAGACGAGGAGCUCCAGUGCCUGCAAGAGCAGCUCCGGGAUUCUCGGGAAGCACUGCCGGGUGCUAGACAAGGGAAAGAGGCCAUCCAGAAGGAGUCAGAGACCCAGCUGCUGCAGCGUGACCAGCUGGUGGAGCAGCAGAAAGCGGAUCUUGUGGCAGCCCGAGAGGAGCUCUCCAGGUGCGCAGGGCAGCUCGCAGAGCUGCGCGCAGACCAACAGCAGCAGGCUGGGGAGCUGGCCGUCCUGAGGGAGAGGCAUAAGGCCGCGCAGCAGGAGGUGUGCAGCCGUGACCAGACCAUCGGGAAGCUCAGAGGAGACCUGAAAAGUGCUGAGGAGCAGCUGGUGCGAGCGAAGGAUGAGGGGAAGGAGAGAGCCGCAGAGGGGAGCGGCCUGAAGGGAAAGCUCCACCAGCUGCAAGAUGACAUAAGACGCCUGCAAGAGCUCUGUGGGGAGCGGGAAAAGGCCAUGGCGGAGCAGACCUGCUGCAUCCAGCAGCUCCAGCAUGAGCAGGAGAUCUGCAUCAGCCAGAGCCAGCAGCAGGUGAUGCUAGUGGAGCAGCUGCAGGGGGAGCUCACAACCCGCGAGCGAGCCCACCAGACAGAACUGGAGCAGCUGCGGGCCAAGCUGCAGCACCUUCAGCAGGAGCUGGACGUCUGCAAAGGGAAGAACCAAGAUAAUCUGAGCCACCUGCAGCAGCGGGAGUCCACGAUGGAGAGGCAGAGCUCGCACCUGGAUUUCCUGCUGCAGCAAUGCCAGACACUGAAGGAGGAGGUGUUCUACUACGAAGAGGUGGUGCAGAAGCAGGAGCGGGAGCUCUGCCUGCAGCAGGAGCAGCUCCGAGAGGCACAGGAGCACCUGGCCAUGGCCAAGAGCAAGAGCAGCUCCACCGAGAGCAGCCUGGAUCUGUACAAGAAGAAAUACCAGGCCGCCUUGACCAGAGCUGGCGAGCUGGAGGGCAAGGUGCAGAGCCUGGAGGAGGAGCUCCGGGACAUGAGCAGCCAGAUGUGGGAGUGUGAUGACACCAUCAACCUGUGCAGCAAGCAGCUGGUUCUGCAACAGGAGAUGACAGGCAGGAGGAACCAGACGGCCGUGGAGCAGCUGACCCAAGAACUUCAUGCCACGCAGGAGGAGCUGUCCAGGAGCCUUCAGCACACCCACCAGCAUGAGCAGAGCAUCCAGGCCCUCCGCGAGCAGCUGGCUGCCAGUCAGACCAAGUGCUUGGAAGCUGAAGAGACGCUGGUGCACGUGCAGACGGAGUUUGCCUCCUACACAGCCACUCACAGUCACUCCAACGCCAGCUAUGAGCGCCAAACCACCAUGGCAGAGACCCUCCAGCAGCAGCUGAGCCACGCCGACGAGGCCCGCGCCAAGCACAGCCAGCGGGCCGAGGAGUACCAGGGCCUGGUGCAGGACUUGAAGCUGGAGCUGGUGCGAGUGGCUGAGCAGAAGAACAGCAGCAUGAAAGCCCUCGGGACACUGGAGCUGGAGGUGCAGAGCUUGAGGCAGGACACAGCUGCUGAGGUGGAGCAGAAGCAGCUGGAGGUGGCCAAGCUGCAGCAGCUGAUCCAGCAAAUGGAGUGCAAGCUCCGGGAGAGCCGCCGGCUGUGUGCGCAGAAGGAGCAGAUCAUGCAGAGGAGGGAUGACCAGCUCCGCCAGGCACAGGCCGCCAUGCGGCAGGCUCGUGGUGCCCUGCAGGAGAAGGGGCUGGAGCUGGAGAAGCAGCGCGCAGAGGCCAGGAGCCUGGCCGCACGCCUGCAGCAGGCCCAGCAGGAGAGGGAGCAGAGCCAGGCGACCAGCGACAGCCUGCAGGAGGAGAGCCAGCUGCUGAGACAGAGCCUGCAGGACAGCCAGCGGCAGCAGCAAGCGGCUGCUCAGGAGCUGGUGCAGCAGGAGGAGCGGCUGCUGCUGGCCCAGAGCAGCCUGCAGAGCACGCAGGAGCAGCUGAGCGAGCGCAUGGCCGAGGUUGUCCGGCUGGAGCAGGCCAGCCGCAGGCUGGAGGGGGAGCGGCAGGUGCUGCAGGAGCAGCUGUCCAGGAGCACGGAUGAGGUGGAGCAGAGCAGGAAGCUGCUGGAGCGCCUGACGGCGGAGCUGGGCCAGUGGAAGCAGAGGCACCAGGUGGCCGUGCAGCAGGGGCUGCAACAUCAGCACUCAAUGGCCAAGAUGGAGCUGAAACUGGGGAGCAGCCAGGAGCAGGCGAAAGCCCUGCAGCAGCAGCUCCAGGAGCAGGAAUCCACCCAGCGGGCACUGCGGGAGGAGCUGAGCCAGCUGCAGGGCCGGGCCGAAGAGCUCCAGCGGCAGCUGCAGGGAGCCCAGGAGAGGGAACGCGUGCUGGCCAGCGAGCGCGAGGAGCUGCAGCGAGAGCUCCACAGCAGCGAGCAAGCGGCCACACUCCAGGAGUCGGCCUUGGCCCAGCUGCAGGCGGAGCUGGGAGCAGCUCAGGCCAGACAGCGGCAAAGCACCCGCAUGCUGACUGCAGCGGAGGAGACCAUCCAGGCCCUGACGCUGAGAACUGCCUCCUGUCAAGAGACGCAGAGGGAGGCGCUGGAGAAGCUCAGUGAGACGGCGCAGGACGUGGCGGCCCUGCGGGCGGAGCUGGUGCGGGGACAGGCCAGGGAAGCCCAGCUGGAGGAGCAGACAGCAGCCUGUGAGGAGCGGAUGAGGCAGCUCAACGGGGAGCUGAAGAAGCUGCAGGGUUUCCAGCAGCAGAGCGAGCAGGAGGCCCGGUCCUUCGCGGAGCAGCUGGGGGAGCGGCGCGGCCAAGCACAGCACUGGCAGAGGCGGUCCCAGGAGACCGCGCAGGCCCUGGCGCAGCGGGAUGAGGACCUGGUCGUGAUCAAGGUGGAACUGGCCUCCUUGAAAGAAAAGCUCCAUGGUGCCGCUGAAGAGAGAGACCGCUUGCAGCAGGAGCUCAAUGUCUUAAGGCAGAAGUUCGUGGCCUCCAGCAGUGAGGCAGAGGCGCUGCGCUCCUCCCUCGGGGCUGCGCGCUCAGACAGCCGCCGGCUGCACCAUGAGAGCGAGCUGGUGCUGGCCAACGUCAGCCAGUGGGUGAAGGAGCAAAAGCAAGCAAAUGACAAACUGGGGCACAAGAUCCGGGAACAGAUCAAGCACAUCGCGCAGCUGACAGGCGAGAAGGACCACCUGCAGGAGGUGCUGGCGAGGCUGCAGCAGGAGAACAGGCACCUGAAAGGCGAAGUGGCCGAGCGGCGCAUUGAGUGUGAGCGGCUGAAGGCUCUGCAGGGCAGCAGCUUAGACACACGGGCUGUGCUUCGGCAGCCAUGGCCCCUGCUCCUGGGCGAGGAGUGAGGUCCCUCCCUCUUCCAGCCUGGCGCCUGCACGAUGGACCCAGCAAGGACUGUACACGGGGCAGACACGUCCUCUGCACCUACCUCAGCUACGCGCUGCGGGCCCCGGGCCCAGCCUGCACUGUGAAAUAAAGCCACGGGCACAGGCUGUCACCCA
Messenger RNA from Mauremys reevesii (Reeves's turtle), 3964 nucleotides. It is a transcript of the gene PMFBP1, whose product is annotated as polyamine modulated factor 1 binding protein 1. Bases 23 to 3808 code for a protein of 1261 amino acids. The record is from RefSeq and is a predicted model, not a curated record. The transcript has 26 exons. Lineage: Eukaryota; Metazoa; Chordata; Testudines; Geoemydidae. Gene Ontology annotation, biological process: spermatogenesis.